Molecule: messenger RNA, 602 nt
Organism: Lates calcarifer (barramundi perch)
Lineage: Eukaryota; Metazoa; Chordata; Actinopteri; Centropomidae
Product: gamma-crystallin S-1
Exons: 3
Coding region: 1-525 (174 amino acids)
Biological process (GO): lens development in camera-type eye; visual perception
Molecular function (GO): structural constituent of eye lens
Source: RefSeq, a predicted model, not a curated record
AUGAUGGGAAAGAUCAUCUUCUACGAGGACAGGAACUUUGGAGGCCGUCACUAUGAGUGCAUGAGCGACUGCGCUGACCUGCACUCCAUGUUUGACCGCUGCCGCUCUAUCCGGGUGGAGAGCGGCAUGUUUAUGAUCUAUGACCGUCCAGGCUACAUGGGAAACCAGUACUUCAUGAAGAGGGGAGAGUAUUCUGACUACCUGAGCAUGACAGGCAUGAAUGACUGUGUCAGGUCCUGUCGCAUGAUCCCUGUGCACAGUGGCGCCUUCAGGAUGAGGCUGUAUGAGCAUUUUGACAUGGGAGGUACGAUGAUGGAGCUGACGGACGACUGCCCCAACCUUAUGGACCGUUUCCGAAUGAUCAACUUCAACUCCUGCAACGUGGACGGACACUGGCUGCUGUACGAGCACCCUCACUACAGGGGACGUCACUAUUACCUGAGGCCCGGCCAAUACAGGAGCUUUAGUGACUGGCACGGCAACAGCUCCAGGAUCAGCUCCAUCAGGCGUCUCAUGGAUCUCUAAAGACAGAAGAACAGUUCUUGGGAAAUGUCUGCUCUUUGCCCUGUUUCACACGCUGAAUAAAAUGGCGUCAGUGCUCA